GCAACAAAGGACCCAGGAAGUAUCGCUGGUUUGGAUGUAAGAAGAAUCCUCAGUGAGCCUACCGCAGCAGCCAUAGCGUACGGGUUUAAAAUCUCGAGUCAUCGUGUACCGCCAAUCGGGAGGCGGUACAUUGACAUGUCUUUGUUGAGUAUCGAGAGCACAUUAGAAGUCAUCGCUGUGCUGGUGAUGCACAUCUUCGCGACAAUGGGCCUAUCACCUAAAAAGGCCAGAACCGGGAAAGGCUCUUGCAAACUCAGACGUGUUUCAAAUCACACCAAACGUCUCAACUGUCGACAAAAAUGAAAAUCAAAGCUUUUGAAGGGGGAAUGACUUCGAAGAGCUGCUGACGCGUGCACAUUUAACAUGAAUCGCUUCCGAAGAGCCCCUGAACCAGUCAUCAGGGAUAUAACUGCCAGGAAAGAAGUUCAUUCUCCGUAUCAGGUCCCCCUCUGCAGCUCAACACGCAUGCCAGCCACCCGAAAACUCCUCAAGGAGCCCUUAAGUUAGGAAGGACCCCAAUACUAGCAUCAACUCAGACGAAGCUGUGGCAUAUGGUGCCGCUGUCCAAAGUGCCACUUUAAGGGUUGAAACAGAUGGGAUAAGUGUGCCCAGUUAGUCUUGAGACUGAGACAGCUGGUACUUUUUUUGAGCAAGUAAUCACGAAAAAUACACCAAUCCCAUUCCAGCCGUCCCGAAUCUUUGGUACUCCAUCUAAUAACCAACGUUCGGUCAUGGUGA
Molecule: messenger RNA, 738 nt
Organism: Cantharellus anzutake
Lineage: Eukaryota; Fungi; Basidiomycota; Agaricomycetes; Cantharellales; Hydnaceae
Exons: 4
Molecular function (GO): ATP binding; ATP-dependent protein folding chaperone
Source: RefSeq, a predicted model, not a curated record